AUGGAGGCGGUGUGCGCCCGGGUGUCUGCGCUCCUGCCAGACGAUGUCAAUACCUGGCUGGAAACCGCCUGGGGUUAUCGUGCCACUCGCAUUCUGGUCGGGCUGGCGCUGCUCCGGGUUGGCCUGAAGUUGUACAGCACUCACGUUCGUAGGCGACGCAGGGCCGAGUGGGCGGCUGUUGGUCGGGACGUCGUCGUGCUGCACCAGUUCGCGCGGGCUCGUUCGUGCCCCAACAUCUCACCGUUCGCGGUCAAGGUCGAGACCUACCUGCGCGCCAACAACAUCACGUACGUGGUGGACGACCGGGUGCCGUUCGGGCCGCGCGGCAAGUGCCCCUGGAUCACGCUGAACGGCCGCGAGGUCGCUGACUCCACCCUCAUCAUCGACCACAUCGCGCACGAACUGGGCGUCCGCAUGACCUCCGACUGCUCGGAGCGGGACCUCGCGUGCGGCCGGGCCUUCCAGGUGAUGUUUGAAGAACGCACCGCCUGGGGCGUCUUCUUCCGGCGCUACGUCCUGGACCGCAUGCGAUACGUGUGGCCCGAGUUCCCGAAAAACGUGCGGAAGUACAUGCCGUUCGUGAAACUGGGCCUGCGCUUUGGGUUUGCGCGCCGCUCGAAGGAGCAGGGUAUCGGUCUGUUUAGCGAGCCGGAACUGAUGAUGCUGAUCGAGAAAGAUUUGCUGGCACUGUCCACGUUUCUCGGCGACAAGCAGUUCAUGCUGGGCUCGGCCAUGACGGAGCUCGACUGCUGCGUGUUCGGCAUGGUCGUGCAGCUGUUGUACAUUUCCGGGCCGCACCUGGAGUUUUUCACGCGGCACCGCUGUCCAAACUUGGUGAAACACUGCGAGCGCAUCAAGGAAUUGUAUUGGCAGGACUGGGACCAGUGUCUUGAGACGUGACCUGGGCGGGUGAUGUGGCACGCGCUGGCCGACCACACCCAUCAGCACUCGAUAUGGCCGCCUGGUCUGCUAUCUGAUAAAGUAUCAUAUCGGCCCCCCAUGGACGUUAUCGCGUGUCACCUAGAGUGGGAUAUAAUCUAGUCUGCACGUUGAGUGGAAUGUAAGCCAGUCCAAGGUAGGCCUUGCUGUCCCGGCCUCCCUUCGGAUGUAGAGAUAAGCCCGGCGAGUGUGUGCACAAAUACACGGUUUGUUUGAAUA
Pollicipes pollicipes is the source of this 1158-nucleotide messenger RNA. Its product is annotated as failed axon connections homolog. Bases 1 to 900 code for a protein of 299 amino acids. The transcript is spliced from 2 exons. The record is from RefSeq and is a predicted model, not a curated record. NCBI's taxonomy places the organism in Eukaryota, Metazoa, Arthropoda, Thecostraca, Pollicipedomorpha, Pollicipedidae. Gene Ontology annotation, cellular component: cytoplasm.